UCUGAGCAAGAGAACAUUCCCUAUGGCCACUUAUGCUUCAAAAUCGAUCUGAGCAAUUUUAGGGCAUUAUAUUCCCACUAGUACUCCACUGCCAACUGUUUUAUCGGCAAAAAGGGAAAACGAUGUAUGUUCAUACUAUGUCGACGUGCUCAUAAAGUCAAUGUUUACCAACCCAAUCAACUAAAAGGACAAAGGAAGAUUAGGAGAUGAUGAUAUUUACUAGAUCAUGUCAAUUGCUAGUAGUGAUCAUGGUAUGAGUAGGCUUUCAUGUCAAUAUUGUACAUGACUCAUUGAUUAGGUCACGCAUUAAUGGUGGACUUAUAUUACUCUGACAUUCUCAAGUCGAUGAUUAUGGUGCUGUAACUUAUAACAUGUUCAAAAUUCAGGGUUGUGCAUUAAACAUCAAACUCAAUUCGUAUAUAGUUAUCAAGGGUUCCUGAUUAUUCUUCCAACAUGAUUCUAGAUAGAAUAAAAAAAAAAUGAGUUCUAGGAUUCUGACCAGGUUUCAUCCCCCAACAAUUUAUCGAGUAGAGUGAGAUCUGUAAGAAGCAAACACGGAUUACUCGCUAGUAUUUGUGCUCCGACGUUAAGUCAGGUGUGAAAAUGAUACAAACAUGCAGAGUAAAAAAUAUUGAUAAACUUGUAUGAGUAGGAAGAGGAAGAAUUCAAAAAUGGCAUGAAUUGUAUCCAUUUGAUUGUAGUUUCUUUCAUAUUGCAAUACCAUUUAAUUUCAUGCAUGUUGUAGCACAUUUAUGCAAUUCAUGGUAGUAAACCAAUGGAGGUUUAGCCGUUUAGGUGUACAAUAUACAACUAGCUACCUAGUUAGCAACGUGCAUGUUUAAGAAAAGACUAAACAUUUCCCCUCCUUUUUAGUACCCUUCCCACUCAAUGCAAGAUUAUUGGCAUUACCAUGAAAACCAGGAGAUUUGCCUAUCAGACUCCCACUUUCCAUGGCCAGCAAUGGAGAUUCAUGGGCCGGUGCCGAUCUCCCACAAUAUGCUGUCCACCAUUCCUGUGGCUCAAAACAAAUGAAUGCCCAAGUCGCCAUGAAUUAAUAUAGGAAAAAAAUUCGAUGCAAAGCCUACAAAAUUUUGUGUUUUUAUCGCUCCUUGUAAGAUUCGUAUUCUAAUCAGGAUGGGCAAUGUAUUAAUUGGAUUUGUAGGUUUUGCAUAUUUGGAUUUUGCAUCGAAGCAUAUGUCACGCUAUACCAUUCUUUAGGUUACAAAUUAGAUGUAUGGGUCUUUCUCUUAUAACUAUUGUUAUCCUCAAGACCUUAACACCUGAUUGUCCAAGUAUAUGACUUCAUAAGAAGCUAGUAUUGAGUUAUAUCCACAAAUAUAUAUGGAUGAUUGUCCGAUAUUUUUCUCCUAAGUUAAAUGAAAGGACCACAUUUAUUAUGUUAUAUGACAGAAAAAAACCCUUUGAUAUUAGAACUUUUCAUUCUACUUUCUAAAACAUAAUUUCUUCAUUUGAAUGUGAUGAUUCAAUCUAUAUCGAGUUAUUGGAAUAAAUCCAUUUUUUAGCAAAUCACAUAACAAUGCAAAUCCACGCCUACCAUUACAUGGUGUUGCAAAAGCAAACACGUAGUAGUGACCUCUCCACGCUUGCUGCCUCUUUACUAUUCCCACUAAUCAUUAUAAUAUGGACCAGUUUUUCCCACUUCUAGAGCCUAUAUAUAUGUGUGCUCUUCCACUCCAUGUCUCUCACAAAAUAGAAGCCUAUCAAACAUUGAACCUUGUUGUUUCUUCUCGAGGGUUUGAUCUAAAGAUGGCUAGGUUGAAGUGUUUAGCUCUUUUGGGUUUGCUAGUUGCUAGCUUAUUGGUUGGGACCACCGAGAGCCGGGUAGCAAGGAAGGACUUGGGCCUGGACCUAGGAGGGUUAGGGCUCGGAGUUGGAGUCGGGUUGGGGAUUGGGCUUGGCGGCAGUGGGUCAGGCUCUGGAGCAGGAGCAGGGUCAUCGGGCUCGUCCAGUUCGAGCUCUAGUAGCUCAUCUUCAUCAUCGAGUUCUGGGUCGGGUGGUGGUGGAUCUGGUGCCGGGUCUGAAGCCGGUUCGUAUGCUGGAUCUAGGGCUGGGUCUGGAUCGGGGUCGAGGGGGAACGAUGGUGGAGGGUCUGGUGGUGGAGGUGGCGGUGGGCGUGGGGGCGGAGGUGGUGGAGGUUCGGGCGAAGGAGGUGGAUCCGGGCAUGGGUCGGGCUAUGGCGAAGGAUCCGGGUCGGGCAAUGGACAUGGGCGGUGAUCACAUAGAGAGGGUGGUGCCAAUACAAGUGAAACUAUGAAUAUGAAUAAAGGCUAAAAAUUGUGAGGUUGUGUUUUGAUUUCUAGCUCUUUGUUGUACCAAAUAAGUGUGUGAUUUAAGUGUGUCAAAUCAUCAUAUAUAUAGCACCUUUUGACUUUGAGUUUAUAUAUGUUAAUUUGCUAUUUUGCUUGAACUUGUGGGCUUAAUUAUGUGCCUAAUUAGCUUUUGUAUCCGUCUUAAUGUAUCCCUAAGCCUUAAGUGACAAAUUAAUGGAUCCUUUGUAAGUCUUAUUACUAUUCUGUGAAAGGCAUCACUUUUCAUGGGCCACACCAAAAUCGGCCCACAUCCUCCAUUGAGUUCCUCAAUAGCCAUAGCCCUGGGUAACAUGUAAUCUCAUUGAGGUGACCAAGCUGCAGGAUGAUAACUUUGUUAUGAUCAGUUUAAACUCUGAAUAUAUUAUAAUUUUCUUUUUUUCUUAUCUCGUUUAAGUCUUUCACAAUAGGACCAGAACAGUGACAACCAGCCGACAUGAAGCAGUUAUAUACAUGCCCAAGUUCCAUAGCUUAUGGGGAGUAUGGUGAUGUUGAGAUGCUGACUCAUGAUCUAGCUCGUCGUUCCCCGGCCCGUUGUUUGUCUUUCGACGAGCGAGUUAGGUCUUGGAUGAGGGGUUGAUUGUCUAAUAACUUGUCACAUGUUUAGUGUUGGUUUACUAUAUGAUCUAUAUUUUAUAAUCUAAAAUAAAAUAUCGAGGAUGCUACAUGCAACUACGCAACUAACCCUUAGUUACUUUAGCUAGCUAGCUAGCUAUCUCCACCAUCGAUUGAUUUGUUAUCCCGGCUCGAUGUUUCUACUUAGAACUCAAUUUGGAUAUGCAUAGAUGCACUAUAACUUUUUGUUGAAAUCAACGGGUAAAUGAAACUACGAUGACUUGCAAGUCUCAAAACUUUUAAUAAGAAAUCUUUUAACCAAUGUACCGCCAAUCCAAUUUAUUUCAAUAACCCGGGAAUCAUUUGAAAACCGUCAAUCCAAUUUAUUUCAAUAAAUCGAGAAUCAUUUGAAAAUCUUACAUGAAUAUUCCAAUGACCCGAGAAUCAUUCCAUAAGUAAUUUUUAAAUGGAAUAUGAUUGAUGAAACAUGACAACUAUUACUUCUGGAAUUCAUCACAACCGUUUCCUUUUGUUAAUCAUCCAUUAGCACGAUCCAUGCACAUGUUAGACAGAUCCACAACAGCGUGUUUCCAGCAACUAUUACUCUUCUUUCUUUCAGUGAAUCCAGACCACAAAUAGGGCUCAAAAUAAAAAAAGAAGUUUAGUUAAUCAUAUUCUUAUUAAUUAAUGGCUUCCAGUAAUUAAAGAAGCAAAUUUUGUAACCAUGGAGAUUGUCAAGACCUCCACAAUCCAUUAUAUUCUCAACUUCAUUGACAAAAUAAAACAUACAAGUCAAAUUAAUAAAAAUAUUUAUUAGAUUCCUUUUAAUAGGGUACGUGCACAAGAACCCUUAACUUAUGAUAUCAAUCGAUGACAUAGAAGAAGCCUACAGACGUGCGUAAUCGACCUGUUCAAUGCAUGAACCAGACCGAUACACGAAAAUCUGCUGGUUGAAUUCUUCUGUUAGACCCAUUUUCUGCACUUUCAAAAUUUUGAAUUGUGUUUGGAAAUAUGAGCUAUAAAACGUGUAGAUUCUUAAGAUGCUUCCCUUUGUAUAUAUAAACUCACAUAUAUGUAAAAGUCGGUCAUGGAAUUACCGAGACUACACUUAUCCAUGAUACAUUAUUUUUUCAUUUAUGUUUGGUUUAGGGAUUAAACAUUGAAGUCCUAUAACUAAAUAACAAAAAAACAAAAGUGAUUUUAUUUGAUGAUAGAUGCAUGUCUUAAUUUAAUUAAGUGGAAAAGAGGAAUGAAAGUUCGAGACACAUUGCCGUAUGCUCACUUAUCCUAAUUUUGUCAUCAAUAUUACAAAUGGCACAAAGUUAGUUUAUAUAAACAAGUAAACAAGCACUUUAUAGUUUAUAGACGAUUAUAUUGACUGAAAACAAAUAAGUGCCAAUUGGUAGUAAAAUGAAUGGUAGUGUGCUAUGGACAUGGGUCUUGAAAUGAUCAACAUCUCUAGAUUCGAAGUCUUUACGUCAUAACCAUUCAAUUAUUAAAUCCAUGUUGGCAUACUUUAGAUUGAAGUGUAGAGAAUAAAUAAAUUAUAGGAGGAUGGAUGCAUCUGGGGAAGAUUGGUGGUUCUAAUCAAGUGACCCGCGAUAUUCAAGACGAAAAUAUGGACAUUGAAAACAUGAUCUAUCAAAGUCCGGAUUUAUUCAACAGAACCUCCUAUAUAAACCCAUCAAGAGCCGAAAACAAUUGUCAUGAUCACGUAUGUGUGUUGGCGAGCUGAAGUCGUGUUUGGUGCCACUCCGAUGAAUGAGGCUGCAGCAAGAGUGGUUCAAUUGCUCUGUUUUCUGCUCAUGUAUAGGGAAAAUCCCAUUGUCGGGGCCCUACAAUAUAGGUUGUGGUCCUAUCUAGCGUUGGCAUGUUCUAUCCGACCUGGUUUGAUCUCCCGGAGGUUAUUUCUCCUCUCUCGAUUCCAGAUUUUAGUUUGUAAUUCCCUCUUGAAACUCGAUUUUUUCAAAGUGUAAGACAAACAAGCUCUUUAUAAUAAUAAUAAUAAUAAAAAAAGCCUAAAACAAGGGAUCAAGCAAGCCCUUGCCCUCCAAUAAUAGGAUCUAACUCCA
This is a messenger RNA of Linum trigynum, 4954 nucleotides long. Lineage: Eukaryota; Viridiplantae; Streptophyta; Magnoliopsida; Malpighiales; Linaceae. The record is from the annotation of a GenBank genome assembly.